Pseudocercospora fijiensis CIRAD86 is the source of this 1338-nucleotide messenger RNA. RefSeq lists its product as uncharacterized. The coding region runs from base 1 to 1338 and encodes 445 amino acids. The record is from RefSeq and is a predicted model, not a curated record. NCBI's taxonomy places the organism in Eukaryota, Fungi, Ascomycota, Dothideomycetes, Mycosphaerellales, Mycosphaerellaceae. The transcript is spliced from 10 exons.
AUGCCUGCUACAUCCAAGACUCCAAGACGCGACUGGCGAGCCUGGAGAAGGCGCCGGGCAGCUGGGUCCAGGGACCACCCACCACACGCACACACACACACACACACACACACACACACACACACAGGACCCACACACACACACACACACACGCAGUCUCUCACUGCGGAUGCUGAUGCUUCUCGGAAUGCUGCGCCAGCCUCUUCAACAAUAAUGAGCUUCGUCCAUCCCGAACCACAUUAUGUGCAUACAGUACAGUACGGCGCAAGGCACUCCCGGAACACCCACCCAGCUCAGAGGUCAGCGCGGCAUUUACCCUUGGGUUUGGCUACAGCUCCGUUGCCCUCGGAGAAUAUUGACUUUCCACCCCCUGCUCCACUCUCCACUCUGGCCCGUGAAAGUCGUGGCUCUGUGCAUCAGCUGCCAAGCAGCCAAGCAGUCUUAAGCGACCCAUGCACCGAGUACUGUACACUGGUCGCGGAACGCCUUGUGAGCCACAGUGCUCAACUGUCUCACGCACAGUCGGACUGUCAAAAAGCGAACCGUCCUCCGCUGUCCACACUGGACUGGUACCACGACACAACAAGCAGCAGCAGACAACCCGAACGCAGCUACCCUGCCACAACCCUUCUAGAUACUCACACCCCUGCCUCUGCCUCUGCCUCUGCCUCUCCACCAUCUCCUUCUCAUCUCUCCAAGUCCAAUCUAUAUAUGUACAAAAGCUUGAGGCAUACAACGUGGUGUCUCCAUCCGUGUGAAUCCAUGCUGUACCUCACAAACGCGUCCGCUGGCUUGACGCCUUCAUUCACCCCCAUCCAUGCUUCAAAAGGAGCCUGUAGCAGUAGCCGCCCCGCCAUCCACACUCCAGGCUCCACCCGUAGUAGCAGAGCAUCCACUUGCCUUGGACUUGGACCUGUCAAAACACUCAUCGUAACCAUGCUGGGAACCGACGAUCCACAUGUACAAGCACGACCAGCAGCUCAGUUGCAACGCUGCCUUGUCCUCCACCACCAUAACUGCACGACGACCAAGCAAAAACUUCACCUCCAACCACGCCAUAAGCUCCAGUCCCUCUCACCUACCUUGCCACCACUCUACGUACGUAGCAGCACGCGUUCGACAGUGAUCCGGAAACGGGACACACCUCCAAGUCUCCGUCUGGCUGGGUCACCCGAGUGCGGCUGCGCUAAAACGGCAGACGACGACAUUCGUCAAGAAAGACAGAGAGCUGUGAGACUCGGGAAGAAAGUCCAGGCAGGGAUUAGUUGCAGUCGCACAGCAGCGAUGGUUUGGGGUUGCGUUGUUUUAUUGCGCGCCUGGACUGGUAGACUGGACUAG